Molecule: messenger RNA, 1176 nt
Organism: Ophidiomyces ophidiicola
Lineage: Eukaryota; Fungi; Ascomycota; Eurotiomycetes; Onygenales; Onygenaceae
Gene: ecm33
Product: cell wall protein Ecm33
Exons: 2
Coding region: 1-1176 (391 amino acids)
Biological process (GO): fungal-type cell wall organization
Cellular component (GO): fungal-type cell wall; plasma membrane
Source: RefSeq, a predicted model, not a curated record
AUGGUUCUCAUGAAGCUGUUCGUUCCGGCUUUGGCCCUUGCCGGCCUUGCCUCUGCUGCUUCCGGCGACUGUGAUGGAAAGGUGAUUCAGAACCAAGGCGAUGCGGAUGGCCUUGCUUCCUGCAGAACCAUCACUGGGGAUCUCGAGGUCUCUGAGAGAGCCUCUGGCACCAUCUCCAUCUCUGGUGUGCAACGCGUCAACGGAAAGUUUACUUGCAAGGGAGCAGUAAACUUGACUGAGCUAUCUGCCAGCAGUCUCUCUCGGAUCGGUGACGCUUUCUUGCUGAGUGGUCUUACCACACUCGCUAGUUUGAGAUUCGACGCCCUCACAGAAGUCGACAGCAUUAACUUCGAGGCCCUUCCCAGACUUCAACAGCUUUCUUUCUCUAAAGGAGUCAGCAAGGCCAGCCGUCUCCGAAUCGCCAAUACUGACUUAGUUAACCUUGGAGGAAUCAACCUGAAUACUGUUGGGGACAUGGAGAUUAGCAACAAUCCUCACUUGACAGAGGUCAAUGUCAACCAAAUCACCAAUACGACCGGUUUUGUCAGCUUUUCCGCCAAUAACAUGAAACUUAAGGUCACCUUUCCCAACCUAGAAAACGCCUUGAACAUGACCUUUCGCAAUGUUAGCGCGAUCUCUCUUCCGUCCUUGAAGAAGACUACCGGUCUACUAGGAUUGUACUCCAACUAUAUCGAGGAUUUCUCGGCUCCUAACCUCACGUCCACCGGUGAUUUAGUCCUUGCGGCCAACUCUCAGCUCUCCAAUCUCUCGCUCCCACUCUUGGAGGAUGUCAGAGGCGCCUUCCAGGUUGCAAACAACACCAACCUUAAGUCAAUUACGGACGUGCCCAAGUUGAAGAAACUAAAUGGCGCCCUUGAUCUUUCGGGAAACUUCACUGAAAUACGACUUCCCAGUGUGGAUGAAGUGCGUGGCCAGGUCAAUAUCCAGAGCUCUGAUGAUAAGUUCUCUUGCAGUACCUUUGAAAAGGACCUGAAGCCCAAUACUCGCGGCAAGUUCACUUGUCUCUCAAAUGUUAAGGACCCGCAGUCCACCGAUCCAAACAACAACGGAAAACCCAAACCAUCAUCUGGCAUUGCCAUGUCUGAUAACGUCCUUUCUCGCGGUGGUGUGACUAUGAUCGCCCUUCUCACAGCUAUUGUUGGCAUGGCUUUUUAA